Messenger RNA from Fusarium tjaetaba, 2307 nucleotides. Its product is annotated as aminotriazole resistance. The record is from RefSeq and is a predicted model, not a curated record. The transcript has a single exon. Gene Ontology annotation, molecular function: transmembrane transporter activity. Gene Ontology annotation, biological process: transmembrane transport. Bases 1 to 2307 code for a protein of 768 amino acids. Gene Ontology annotation, cellular component: membrane. NCBI's taxonomy places the organism in Eukaryota, Fungi, Ascomycota, Sordariomycetes, Hypocreales, Nectriaceae.
AUGGAGCCGCUUCGGAACGUAUCACGACAAGACUCUGAAAAGUCUGAGGCCCGUCGAGAACUAAAUCGAUCCAACUCUGCCGUCCAACAUGUCACCGAUACCAUGAUCGCCGUCACGGAAUCUUUUCGCCAUCAUUAUCAACAACAAUAUGGUGAUUACUCUCCAGCAGCACCGGCUCCCACUUACACAAACCUCAAUUCUCACUCUCAGCCUGGACAAUACUCUCACUCUCGUUCCAAUUCUCAGCUAUACUCGCAUUCUCAUGCCAGAAGUCCUUCAAGCGUCAGCGAAAUAUCCCAGAAUGUGAAUUUGCUAGACAUGGAUGUGGUGAGCCAGAUGAGUGUAUCAGAAAUGACUGUUUCACCCGUUUCACCGCAUCGAGGCAACUAUAUACCUAUAUCACUUAUGCCAGGACGACCUCCAAAUGUUGAGACAGAUUCUCUCCUUGACCGUGAAGCGGAAUUGGAAAUGGCUCAGACUCCAGCACAAGUCCCUGAAGACUUGAUUCGACUGGCAACACCAAACUUACCACAGCGAUUAGAUACGCCUCAUACACCACCUCCACGAUUCAGUGUUCCAGUAAACCUGGCCGAGUCUCGCCCAAACGAAACUCCUGCUGUUACCACAGGCCCAACGCCAUCGGACUUUUCGGUCAACCAUGGCGGACUUGUCCAAGCUGCCAGGCGCUUUGAAGCGUUCCGGGGAACAACACAGCAUCACCAAUACAUGGCCCUGAGGCCUGACAUGGGUACACGAUCACUCCCGCUAGGCACGGUCACCCACAUUCGUGCGGGAUCCGACCCAGAUCCUUCUUCAUCUGCAAGUCAGGGUUUGCGAAGGAAACCCCUGAACGAGGGGGCCAGGAUGAUUGAGUUCAACCAUGCCACCAACGAAAGCCUUUUUGUUGCUGUCAUAUGUAUGGCACAGGUUCUGACAUAUGCCAGUCUUGCACAGACACUGACAUCUGCCCGACGAAUUGGAGAGUCAUUCUUCGAACCAGAGCGCACAACACACCUUGCUUGGUUCACAUCAGCGUAUGCACUGAGUUAUGGCGCGACCACUCUUUUUGGCAACCGGAUCGGGAAUGUCUGCGGUCAAAGAUAUACCUUCAUUGCUGGAUACAUUUGGUUUGCCCUUUGGAGUCUGCUUACUGGUCUCGGUGUGUAUGUACAGACGAGUGCAAAUGGAGGAGCCGUGUUCUUCUGCUUCUGUCGAGCUAUGCAAGGCAUCGGCCCUGCACUUACUAUUCCAAAUGGACACGGAAUGCUGGUGAGGGCUUAUCCUCCUGGGCCUCGUAAGAUGCUUGUGAUGGGAUUCUUCGAUGCCUCUGUCCCUUUCGGAUUUGUUAUUGGGUCGAUAAUGACAGGAUUGUUUGCCAAUUAUGCCUCGUGGCCAUGGGCCUUUUACUGCCUGGCCGUGAUAUGUACAGCUCUAGGUAUUUCAAGCAUCCUUGUUAUCCCGGCAAAGAGAGUCUUGGUCUACAAUUUCGAAGGCAACUUGUGGAAGCGGUUGGACAUAUUGGGUUUCGUGUUUGGAAUCGCUGCCUUGAUUUUUUUCAGCGUUGGUUGGAACCAGGCGCCUAUUGUGGGAUGGGAUACUCCCCAGGCGUAUAUCUUGAUCAUUGCAGGUAUCAUACUUAUACCACUAUUCGCUUUCUUCGAGUCACAGGCCAGUCACCCGUUGGUGCCCUUCAAGCAGAUUCACCUGGCUGCUGGUAUCACACUUGGCUUCGUAACGGCAGCAUCAGCAGCAUUUGGAAUCUGGGCAUGGUAUUUCGUACAGUUUAUCGAAGUUGUGAGAGGUUGGGGUCCUCUUCUCACGAGUGCUGCUCUUGUGCCAGUACUAGUGGUUGGUGUUAUCAUCGCCUUUGGAUGUUGGCCCUUUGCAAAUCGCGAUUUUACAGCACAGUUGAGCAUGGUGGUCUCAUCAAUCACCAUUCUGAUUAGUUCAGCUCUCCUGGCGUCAGCCCCAACUCAACAAGCAUAUUGGGCCAACUCAUUUGUCAGCGCCAUCUUCAUGGGGGUUGGUAUGGUGUUGAUUGUUCCCGCUUCCUCGACUGUGCUCGGACGAGAUGUGCCGGAGGGACAACUGGGACUCGCAAACAGUAUCACCAAUACAGCAGCAGCUUUCGCCUUUUCAGUAGGGCUGGGCAUGGCUGGAGCUGUGGAAAUGGGUAAGGGCGGUGACAAGGAUCCCUUGGGAGGAUAUCGGGAUGCGCAAUACUUUGGCCUAGGACUAGGAGGGCUGGCCUUUAUCUUAGCCCUGGGCCUGUUGUGUGCAGCGUUACUCAGACGCCGAGGGGAGUGA